Molecule: messenger RNA, 6796 nt
Organism: Petromyzon marinus (sea lamprey)
Lineage: Eukaryota; Metazoa; Chordata; Hyperoartia; Petromyzontiformes; Petromyzontidae
Product: cell adhesion molecule CEACAM5-like
Biological process (GO): synapse organization; homophilic cell-cell adhesion
Cellular component (GO): axon; neuronal cell body; plasma membrane
Molecular function (GO): axon guidance receptor activity
Source: RefSeq, a predicted model, not a curated record
UCAGUCCGCCCCCCUUAUCUGUCCCUCCAGCCAAACGAACAGUGGAUGUUAAUGCGGUGAGCCAAACAGAUAUAUUAAAAGUAGGAACGUUCGACAAUUUCCCAGAAAUAGCUCACGGGAAAUUCUGUAGCUUGACCGGUGCCAAGGGGGCGUGGACCCACACACCCAUCUCCCUUCCCCAUUUAUAUAUGCUGGGGACCGGACUUUCCCUCUCAGAUUUGUGUAGGCACAUUUGCACAAAAAGGCCUUCGUCAUUUCGUCCAAAGCUUUCUGGCAGAAACGUCAUCGGCAUUCCCGUACACAAUGUUGUUCAGAUUUAUUGUAGUCGUACUUUUUGCCCGCGUUUGCCAAGGAUCGGAAAAAUUGAAGGUGACGGUUUCUCCGCGCGAUGCGCUCGAGGGAAAGCCGGUGAAGAUCCAAUGUGAGAUGCCCUCAAAGAGACCGGCCAGAUUCCAGUGGCUCCAGCUGCCCCCAGCCACCGCCUCUCACAGACUGCUGUCGAUGGACAGUUCCACCAUCACCAUCUCGUCACUGCGUCGCAGCGAUGGUGCCGACUACAAGUGCAUGGCCACCACCGAUGAUGGGAUAAUCCACACGGGCUCAACGAAGUUGGACGUCUAUUACCCUCCCCAGGCCAUGACGUUGAGGCUGAGCCCCCACAGCGACCCGGUCGCCCGAAGCGAUCGGAGCCCGGCGCACGUGGCCGUGGCAAAGGGGGCCUCGCUCACGCUCAUCUGCGAAGGGGACUCCAACCCAAAGCUGAUAAUGGCGUGGAAGAGAGGGUCGGAAGAGAUCGACCACUGGACCUCGGAGUACACCGUCGAGCAGCCGCAAGAGGCCGUGUACACGUGCGAGGCCGUGUACGAGAUCGCCAACGUCAAGUACAACGUUUCCGUCAACGUCACCAUUCAGGAACCGGUCUCAAAGCCACAAGUGAAGGUAGAGAGCACAGUGGUGCUGGACCGGGUUGGCGCUGUGACAAUGACCUGCUCACACGACAUGAACACACAGCCCGAGUACAGUUGGUUGCGGAACAAUCGACCCAUCUUCGCCCAGGAGGAGAGGUACACGUUCAUCGGUGGAGGUGCCUCCCUGCGUGUGGAAAGCGUCCGCCAUACAGACACGGGGGCUUACCGAUGUGUGGUGUGGAACGACGUGAGCAAGGAGACCAGCGAGCCAGUGACGGUGACGAUUCUGGAAUCCGUCACAAAGCCACGACUUGAGAUGGACAGAAGCGAGGCACUAGAGGGAACUCACUCUGUGACAAUGACCUGCUCACACGACAUGAGCGUACAGCCUGAGUACAGUUGGCUGCGGGACAAUCGACCCAUCUCUGCUCUGGAGGAGAGACACAAAUUCCUCGAUGGAAAUGCCUCCCUGCGUGUGGAAAACGUCAAAAAGGAAGAUGCAGGGCUGUACCGAUGUGUGGUAAAAAACAGCUUGAGCCAGGCAACCAGUGAUCCAGUGAGGAUGACAGUUCUAGAAGCCGUCACAAAACCGCGAGUUGAGAUGGACAGAAGCGAGGCACUAGAGGGAACUCACUCUGUGACCAUGGCCUGCUCACACGACAUGAGCACACAGCCUGAGUACAGUUGGCUGCGGGACAAUCGACCCAUCUCUGCUGCGGAGGAGAGACACAAAUUCCUCGAUGGAAAUGCCUCCCUGCGAGUGGAAAACGUCAAAAAGGAAGAUGCAGGGCUGUACCAAUGUGUGGUAAAAAACAGCUUGAGCCAGGCAACCAGUGAUCCAGUGAGGAUGACAGUUCUAGAAGCCGCCACAAAGCCGCGAGUUGACAUGGACAGAAGCGAGGCACUAGAGGGAACUCACUCUGUGACCAUGGCCUGCUCACACGACAUGAGCGUACAGCCUGAGUACAGUUGGUUGCGGGACAAUCGACCCAUCGCUGCUGCGGAGGAGAGACACAAAUUGCUCGAUGGAAAUGCCUCCCUGCGCGUGGAAAACGUCAAAAAGGAAGAUGCAGGGCUGUACCAAUGUGUGGUAAAAAACAGCUUGAGCCAGGCAACCAGUGAUCCAGUGAGGAUGACAGUUCUAGAAGCCGCCACAAAGCCGCGAGUUGACAUGGACAGAAGCGAGGCACUAGAGGGAACUCACUCUGUGACCAUGGCCUGCUCACACGACAUGAGCGUACAGCCUGAGUACAGUUGGUUGCGGGACAAUCGACCCAUCUCUGCUCUGGAGGAGAGACACAAAUUCCUCGAUGGAAAUGCCUCCCUGCGUGUGGAAAACGUCAAAAAGGAAGAUGCAGGGCUGUACCAAUGUGUGGUAAAAAACAGCUUGAGCCAGGCAACCAGUGAUCCAGUGAGGAUGACAGUUCUAGAAGCCGCCACAAAGCCACGCGUUGAGAUGGACAGAAGCGAGGCACUAGAGGGAACUCACUCUGUGACAAUGACCUGCUCACACGACAUGAGCACACAGCCUGAGUACAGUUGGUUGCGGGACAAUCGACCCAUCUCUGCUGCGGAGGAGAGACACAAAUUCCUCGAUGGAAAUGCCUCCCUGCGCGUGGAAAACGUCAAAAAGGAAGAUGCAGGGCUGUACCAAUGUGUGGUAAAAAACAGCUUGAGCCAGGCAACCAGUGAUCCAGUGAGGAUGACAGUUCUAGAAUCCGUCACAAAGCCGCGAGUUGAGAUGGACAGAAGCGAGGCACUAGAGGGAACUCACUCUGUGACCAUGACCUGCUCACACGAUAUGAGCGUACAGCCUGAGUACAGUUGGUUGCUGGACAAUCGACCCAUUUCUGCUGCGGAGGAGAGACACAAAUUCCUCGAUGGAAAUGCCUCCCUGCGCGUGGAACACGUCAAAAAGGAAGAUGCAGGGCUGUACCAAUGUGUGGUAAAAAACAGCUUGAGCCAGGCAACCAGUGAUCCAGUGAGGAUGACAGUUCUAGAAGCCGCCACAAAGCCGCGAGUUGACAUGGACAGAAGCGAGGCACUAGAGGGAACUCACUCUGUGACCAUGGCCUGCUCACACGACAUGAGCACACAGCCUGAGUACAGUUGGCUGCGGGACAAUCGACCCAUCUCUGCUGCGGAGGAGAGACACAAAUUCCUCGAUGGAAAUGCCUCCCUGCGCGUGGAAAACGUCAAGAAGGAAGAUGCAGGGCUGUACCAAUGUGUGGUAAAAAACAGCUUGAGCCAGGCAACCAGUGAUCCAGUGAGGAUGACAGUUCUAGAAUCCGUCACAAAGCCGCGAGUUGAGAUGGACAGAAGCGAGGCACUAGAGGGAACUCACUCUGUGACAAUGACCUGCUCACACGACAUGAGCACACAGCCUGAGUACAGUUGGUUGCGGGACAAUCGACCCAUCUCUGCUGCGGAGGAGAGACACAAAUUCCUCGAUGGAAAUGCCUCCCUGCGCGUGGAAAACGUCAAAAAGGAAGAUGCAGGGCUGUACCAAUGUGUGGUAAAAAACAGCUUGAGCCAGGCAACCAGUGAUCCAGUGAGGAUGACAGUUCUAGAAUCCGUCACAAAGCCAAGAGUUGAGAUGGACAGAAGCGAGGCACCAGAGGGAACUCACUCUGUGACAAUGACCUGCUCACACGACAUGAGCGUACAGCCUGAGUACAGUUGGUUGCGGGACAAUCGACCCAUCUCUGCUGCGGAGGAGAGACACAAAUUGCUCGAUGGAAAUGCCUCCCUGCGCGUGGAAAACGUCAAAAAGGAAGAUGCCGGGCUGUACCAAUGUGUGGUAAAAAACAGUUUGAGUACAGAUACCAGUGAUCCAGUGAGGAUGACAGUUCUAGGGCGUGUCUCAAAGCCACAAAUCAACAUGAACGAAAGAGAGGUCGAGGAAGGACACAGCCCUCUGAUCAUGACCUGCGCUAAUAGCAGGGAAACGGGUCACCAGUACAUCUGGUUCCACGAUAAACGGAUCAUCUCUGCUCCGGACCAGAGGUUCUCGCUUUCGAAUGGAGGCGCCACCCUGCGCGUGGAAGUCGUCCAACUCAGCGACGCCGGGGAGUACCAAUGCUUGGUGCGGAACGACGCGAGCGAAGAUGUCAGUGAGCCAGUGACGCUGACCGUCCUGGAGUCGCUCUCCAAGCCGGAGGUGAAGGUGAACGACAGCGCGGCUCGCGAUGGCGAUGUCCGCGUGGUGCGCCUGGACUGCCGGCACGGCGGGCGAGCGCGGGGCCGCGGCGCGUCGUACGCGUGGCUCCUGGACGGCCGCGAGCUGACGGAGGAGCCAGGGAUGUACGAGACGUCGGCCGACGGCGCCUCCCUGCUGGUGCUGCCCGCGGCUCGCGGCGCUUCCGGAGAGUUCCAGUGCGAGGUGCGCAACGGCCUGAGGAGCAAGAAGAGCGAGCCGGUCAGGUUGGCCCCUCCCGCCAGGGCGAAGGCAAGCCCCCAGGUGAUCUUGGGGGCCACGCUGGGCACCCUGGUGUCAGCGGCGGCCGCGGGACUCGUUUUUUGGACUUACAGGAAAGUCGCCUUCAGCAGGAGUGGCGCAAAGGGUAGGGACAGCGUUCAAAACUCGGCGACUUGAUAUCGGUUCCUGGCCACGGCUAACAUCAGUGUUACGACCUGUGGAAGAGCAUCAAGGGCCCUAAACCUCCGCCAAGCUCAAAAACGGCAACCACCAGCGUCUGAGUUGAGCAGUCUUGUCGUCAAAAGUUUGCGCGUGUGUGGUCUGAAGGAGUCGCUGGCCCGUGAGGCUGUGCGCAAGCGAUGAGUUUUGAAUGUAAAUAUCUCAUGGUUUCGGAAGGCAAUUUCAGAUCGUUUUUGGAUCUUCCGAUCGUCCACAUUUUUGUUGUGUACUAAUUUCAAAACGUCUUCGUGCUAACAAUAGUGACGUCACCCAAUUCCACGUGACAUCGCAUUUGGCGAAGAAAGCAUGGAGGCGACGCAAUGAUUUUCGAUCAGUCCGAAAGACGUGACAUUUUUUGGACUCUCCGAAAAAAUUAAUUUCUUUGGUUCGAUUUUCGCAUUAUUCAGAUUCAAUCCGAAAAUCUGGAACGCACCCCUACUGUGUGCAGUCACGCGAUCACUGCGAGUUAUAACACUGCAGAAUAUUUGAUUUGGGGGGGGGGGAGGAACAAAACACGCACCUGAAAUCCACCCUUGUGGAUCUGAUAUUUGUUUUUAAAUCCUCGAUGACAAUAUUGUAAAAUGCAAAUGCGCUUGAGUGCAAUCGUCAUUUCCGUUUACACCUAUAAAUCCGUGAACACGUCUGGCCAGCGUGGAAGAGUAGGCCAAAACACCGUCUGGGAGGGGCUCUCUAGAGCUCCCUCGAGUGGAGGCUCUUGCACGAGCAGUGGUGUGAGGCAACAAUUGCAGCGCUGCACCUUUACCUAUACUCACCUCCUGAGAUCCACUUUUCAAUGUUCUGCUCUCCCAUUCUACCAUCCAGAAACUACAGUCAUUAUUUGAUCUUUUAGUCAAAGGCCUGACUGUAAGGAUUUCCCAAGAAGCACUUAUUUUCUAUGGGACAUAUAGAUACAUGGUACAUUAUAGAGGUAUCCUCCCAAUCUCUAACUGGUCAUUAGCUUUUGCAAAUCUGAUAGUACAUGAAUAAAUGGAUAAUUGGUCAACAGAGAAUGUAUUACUGUUAUUCUCUCCGGAUAUAAAGCACUUUUUGAGUGUAUAUUAAAGCAAACGUUAUAGAUGCAUCUGAUCAUCCAUGAGGUGUGUGUACCCAGAUUUGUAUAACUUGGGGUGCCGUCUCACUGUGCAGUGCCUUUUAUAAUCCGGAGAGCACGGCAAAACAUCGGCUACGUAAACAAAACGAACGCGUAGAAAACAAGAGUAUAAUUCAUGUGCUUGUGGAACUGUGCACAAACCAUCGUGGUAAAAAAAAACUGAAUUUCUUUUGUUAUUUCCUGACCAUGUCAAUGUGCUUGGUGAGACGCAGCAAGAACACGGCAUGAUGAUCGCAGAUGGACGUCGUCCCGUUCACGGUGGUGACAUUUUGCAUUGCCUCUGAAAACUUUCAGACUGAGUAUAUUUUUUUUAAAUACUGUAGGAGGUCAGAUUUAAAAUGAAGCUCCCUUCGUCAAAAUGUGAGGCUCGUAAUUGUCGCUUGGGUAUGCGGGAAAAUUGUUCAACUCGUUGAUGUCGGGAACAAACUGGGCAUACCGAGGAUUCAUUAGUAGCGGCUGAUAGUAAAAAAUGCAUUUAAAGUAGUUUUCUUUAAAAAAAUAACAGCAGUUAAUUUCGUUUGUUUCACAUACAAAUAAUUUGCCUCCGACCACACACGGUCUGUUCGUUCCUUUAUAAUGACAUAAUUUUAGACAGUUUAAUUUUUUUAGCCAAGUGCGAUAUGAAUCGAUGUUAAAUGGAAUUUCUGUCGUAAAUGAUGCAUCUUAAAUUGAGGUAAAUAUUUAAAAGAAAAACUACAAAUUUAAGUAUGCCUUGCAAUGUUCUACCUACCGACAGUAAUUAUUGCAAUUCACAUAUUAAGAUAACGAUUUUUUAAAAAAUAUUAUCCUUUUAAAGUUGAAUCUGAAAACCAUCCUUUCAGAGCGUUCAGUGUUUAUUUAAUCUCGUUUUUUUUUCUCUUACAUGAACUUAGGAGUAAAAUCUGAGAAAAAGCCUCGAGCACUAAUGCAAUGGUAAUCACAUUUACAGUGGCUCCCUUAUCAGUUGUUGUUUUUAGAAAGCACAUUCACCCAAUACUUACAGCAGCAGAUUAGCUUGCAUCGCGUGAUAACAUACAACACGCGUGAUAACAUACAACACGCGUGAUAACAUACAACAACGCGUAAUAACAUACAUUGCGUAAUAACAUACAACACGCGUAAUAACAUUCCAUUUGAACAAAAGAUAAUCCACAUUGGAUC